ACACAUCUAAACCUGUUUGUAGUAGUGAAGAAAUAAUUCUUUUGUAGUAUAUGUUGAUUUAACUUUAAAAUUAUCUACGCCAUGUUAAAUUCAAAGAAAAGAAGUUCCGCUGCAUCUACACAAAAUGUGAAAGUAGUAGUAAGAAUAAGACCUCUGAAUCCACAAGAGUUAGAUGAUCAUGUGAAGCCUAUUUUGAAAACUCACACUCAUAAAGAUUUGUUCUUGAAAGAGAAAAAAUAUACAUUUGACAGGGUAUUCAAGUCAUCUGCAAGUCAGCCCGCUCUUUACAAUAACGUUAUUGCUCCACUGAUUCCGGAUGUAGUCGAGGGCUAUAAUUGCACGGUUUUCACUUACGGCCAAACCGGUACAGGUAAAACUUAUACCAUGACCGGAGACAAAUGUAACUUGCAAAACAACUGGAAACAGGAUCCUGAUGCCGGUAUUAUUCCAAGGGCAGCUUUUCAUAUUUUCGAUGAACUGAACAAUAGGGCAAAUUAUAAUACAACAAACGUAACGAUUUCUUAUAUUGAACUGUAUAAUGAAGAAAUUCGCGACCUUUUGAGCGACGAUCAAGGAUUUAAUGUCCUACAAGUAUUUUCGGAUGUGAAAGGCAACGUUACAAUACCUGGAUUAAAGGAGUUUACAGUGGAUAGUGGAGAAGAAGCGUGCAAGCUCCUGCAAAAGGGCAUUUUAAAACGCCAAAUGGCUCCGACUCUCAUGAAUCACCAGAGUUCCAGGUCCCAUACUGUUUUCACUAUCACAGUGAAUACUCAAGAGAGCACCGAUUCCGGUGAUGACAUAAUAAAAACGGGUAAAAUUAAAUUGGUCGAUUUGGCUGGUAACGAGAACAUUGCUAGAUCAGGUUGUAAGGAUAUGAGAGCGACCGAAUUGGCUAAUAUCAACAGAUCUUUAUUGACAUUGGGCAGGGUUAUUCAUUCUUUGGCUGAUAAAUCUCAAAAGCAUGUGCCCUAUAGAGAUUCAAAGUUAACGAGGAUUCUUCAAGAUUCUUUAGGAGGAUGCACGAAAACUGUUAUAAUAGCUACAGUGUCUCCUGCACACGCCUAUUAUGAAAUUACCCAGAGUACGCUAGAUUAUGCAACCAGAGCAAGGGACAUCACAAACACCCCGUUAAUAAAUGAAAAGUUAACGAAGCAUCAAAUUAUUGAAGAGUUAACGAGCGAAAUCGAGAGAUUGCAGAAAGAUUUAGAUGCAGCAAGAAGUGGCACGGGUUUUUAUGUCGAUAAAGAAAAUUAUCAAAGAGUAUUAGAUGCCGUUAUGGCUAUUACCGGAGAACCGUUAACAUUGAGCGAAAUGGCGAAUCGUAAAGUCGAAAGAAUAAAAAGCUUAGAAGUAGUAUUGCAAUCUAAAAUUAAACAUUUCGAGGAGACCGUUAUACAGUGUAAGCGACACAAAGAAGAAUUAGAAACCGCUAAAGCCCAUCUCAAGGAAAAAGACAAUCUUAUAGAGCAGGAAAUGUACCUUUCCAAGUGGUACGAAGAUCAAACGAUGCAAAAAUUAGAAGAAGCGCAACAUUUGUUGCAAACAACAAAGCAGCUCAACAGCGAGAAGGAGAUUCUGUUAGCUAAAUUGGAAAAUAUGUUUGCUCUUAAUACGACUAACGACACUGUCAUUAAACAAGCUGUGGUUAAGGCGAAUAAUAUGUGUGAUAAACUCGAGAAAGGAGAGAGCGCAAGAAUCGGCUUGAUGCAGAAAAAGUGUAACCUAAUCAAAGAUGAUUUAUUGAGUUUGCCUAAAACUGUACAAAAUUCGACAGAUUCGCUGAAGGCCAAUAGCAAAAGUUGUGAUACUAAAAUCAGGGAAAGGAAAAAAAUUCUUUUGUCCGGUGUACAACAGUCUUUUGACGCGAUCAGAAAUAGUGCUGUAAUUUCCGGUACUGUAAUUGCUGAUUACGAUCGACAUUUAAACGAAUUUAAUAAUUCAAUUUGUCAACUGGCGGAUAAUUGUAAAAAUACUACAAAAUCGUUUCUUGAUGAAACUAUGACGGAAUUGAAGAGAACAAAAGCUUCACAUGACGACAUACUAUACAGUUGGGAAAAAGAUAUGUUGACGAGCAUACAAGAAGAUGAGAAUCACAUUAUCACAUUAAAGAAAAGGAGAGAAGAAGACAAGAAUCACCUUGCUACAAUUAUGAAAAGGUUAGAAGAAGAUGAGAACCAGAUUAUUACAUUUAGGAAAAGAAUAGAAAAAAAUAAAAUAUUGUUGAACAAUAUAAAAAAACCCAAAGACACAUUUUUAAACAUGGAAAUAAAUGUUAACAUGAGCUAUGCAAAAUCUGCUAAAGUAUUGGACAACUCCAUCGGACUUCCAGAUUUGAUAGAAAGUCAUAAAAAUAAUGUUCAAAAUUUUUUAACAACCGUUAAAGAAUUUGAUAGCAAAUUGUCUGAUUUGGCCUCAUUUAUUGAUGAUGAAUGUGAGACAUUAACAAAAUAUUCAAUGAACGAAUUGACUGAAUCCAUUCUAGACUCUUGCAAUGAUAUGCAAAACGAUCUGGAAGACAAAGUUAAAAACCUAAUCAAUGACAUAAGCCUAAUAAUAGAUAGUACCAACGUUCAGAGUGAAUCUUUUAAAAAAUUUGCUAUGGGUAUUAAGCAAACUCUACAAGAACAAAUAAUGGAUAAAAGUAUUAAACCACGUCACGAGGGAAAUACUCCUAUGCGGAAUUCAACUUCAGUUCCCUUAAAAAUUAAAGACGUAACCCCAAGAGAUGCUUUGUUAGCUAAAUUUAAGGAAAUUGUAAAGGAUCAACUUGAAAAAAAUGACGUUGAAAUUGAUGACGAUAGUUCAAGCAGUGCUUCUAGUGAUUUUUAAAACGCCGUUCCCUCUACAUUAUUUUAUUUUAUUCACGUAUAGAUUAAGGAACAUGUAAAUAUAAUAUAGUAUUUCAAGUGCAACAAAAUUCUUUAAACGAAAAGUUACUUCACUUAUUUUUAUAUAAAUUUUGAGAGUUUUAUAAAAUAUAAUAUACAUUCUACAAAGUGUGUACAAUUAUUUAGCGGUAAUUAAUAUCUGGUAUGUUUUGUUACAACUCCAAUAAACAAAUAAUCAGUUUGUUAUUAACAGUAUAUGUUAAAAAUAAC
Messenger RNA from Phyllotreta striolata, 3098 nucleotides. The record is from the annotation of a GenBank genome assembly. NCBI's taxonomy places the organism in Eukaryota, Metazoa, Arthropoda, Insecta, Coleoptera, Chrysomelidae.